UCUAACCAGUUUCAUCUAUAUAACAAUGGAAUAAAGAAAAGAUCAACAUCCAAUGAAGUUUAUUUAUUCGCAAAAUUAACUUGCAUAUGUUCGUUUGUCCGCAAGAGCACCUGCAUAUCAGAAGUGGCGGGGUGCUCCUAAAUGACUCACAUAGGCCAUAAUGUCGGACUCGGAAGUCAGUAAUAUGUCGGAUAGUGGCUCCGAAGAUGGAUCCAUUUCCAACAAGUCGCAACGGAGUGCCCGCUCCAAGUCAAGAUCGCGUUCCAGGUCCGGUUCCAGGGGAUCUCGCUCCGUUUCCAGGUCCAGAUCACGCUCCCAAUCGGGCCACUCUAGAUCUGGCUCGGAAUCUCCACAGAGACGAGACAAUCGCGGCAAGAGCGAUGAAUCCGGCGAGGAGGAGGAGGAGCCACCAGGCGAGGACAUCGACUCCGAGGAGUACGAUGAGGAGGAGAACGACGAUCACCCAAGAAAGAAGAAAAAGAAGGAGCGUUUUGGUGGCUUCAUCAUUGACGAAGCUGAAGUGGACGAUGAAGUCGAUGAAGAUGACGAGUGGGAAGAGGGUGCCAAUGAAAUUGGCAUUGUGGGCAAUGAGAUUGAUGAGCUGGGUCCCACAGCCAGGGAUAUUGAAAUUCGUCGACGAGGCACAAAUCUUUGGGACACUCAAAAGGAGGAUGAGAUAGAGGAGUACCUCCGUAAGAAGUACGCCGAUGAGUCCAUUGCAAAACGCCACUUUGGAGAUGGCGGUGAAGAGAUGUCAGACGAAAUUACCCAACAAACUCUAUUGCCCGGCAUCAAGGAUCCCAAUUUGUGGAUGGUGAAAUGUCGCAUAGGCGAGGAGAAGGCCACAGCGCUUCUUCUGAUGCGAAAGUACUUAACCUACCUGAACACAGACGAUCCAUUGCAAAUCAAAUCUAUUAUUGCACCAGAAGGCGUCAAGGGAUACAUUUACCUGGAGGCCUACAAGCAGACUCAUGUUAAAACUUGCAUUGAUAACGUGGGUAAUCUUCGGAUGGGCAAAUGGAAGCAGGAAAUGGUGCCCAUCAAGGAGAUGACGGAUGUGCUAAAGGUGGUUAAGGAGCAGGUUGGCCUUAAAGUGAAGCAAUGGGUGCGCUUGAAGCGCGGUCUCUACAAGGACGACAUCGCACAGGUGGACUACGUGGAUCUGGCCCAGAACCAAGUACAUCUCAAGUUGCUUCCUCGCAUUGACUACACACGCAUGCGAGGAGCCUUGCGAACAACAGCAACGGAGAGUGACGAUAACAAGCGCAAGAAGAAACGCCGCCCAGCAGCUAAACCUUUUGAUCCAGAGGCCGUAAGGGCAAUUGGAGGUGAAGUACACUCAGAUGGUGACUUCCUGCUCUUCGAGGGAAAUCGAUAUUCGCGAAAGGGAUUCCUCUAUAAGAACUUUACCAUGUCGGCCAUUCUCUCGGACGGUGUAAAGCCCACUUUAGCCGAGCUAGAACGCUUUGAAGAAUCUCCGGAAGAGGUAAACUUGGAAAUUAUGGGCACCGUGAAGGAUGAUCCCACUAUGGCUCACUCAUUCUCAAUGGGCGACAAUGUGGAAGUCUGCGUGGGAGAUUUGGAAAACUUGCAGGCCAAGAUUGUGGCUAUUGACGGCACCAUGAUUACUGUCAUGCCUAAACAUCAAGAUUUAAAGGAUCCUUUGAUUUUCAAAGCCAGUGAGCUGCGCAAAUACUUCAAAACAGGAGAUCACGCCAGAGUGUUGGCUGGUCGUUACGAAGGCGAAACUGGUCUCAUUAUUCGCGUCGAGCCUACAAGAGUGGUGCUCGUCUCCGAUCUUACCAAUCACGAGUUGGAGGUUCUGCCAAGGGACUUGCAACUGUGCUCGGAUGUGGCCACAGGUGUGGACUGUCUCGGCCAGUUUCAAUGGGGAGAUAUGGUGCAACUGGACUCCCAGAAUGUGGGUGUCAUUGUGCGAUUGGAGCGUGAGAAUUUCCAUGUCUUGGGCAUGAAUGGCAAGUGCAUCGAGUGCAAGCCAACUGCAUUGCACAAGCGAAAGGAGAACCGCCAUACGGUGGCUCUGGAUGCAGAUCAGAACCAGAUUCGCCGGCGCGAUGUAGUCAAAGUGAUGGAGGGACCCCAUGCAGGACGUUCCGGCGAGAUCAAGCAUUUGUACCGCAGUUUGGCCUUUCUCCAUUGCCGCAUGUACACGGAGAACGGUGGAAUAUUUGUGUGCAAGACUAGGCAUUUGCAAUUGGCUGGAGGCAGCAAGACGAACGUUAAUAAUGCCGGCAUGGUGGGCGGUCUAGGAUUUAUGUCGCCGCGCAUUCAAUCGCCCAUGCAUCCAUCCGCUGGUCGUGGAGCUCGUGGUGGCGCCCGUGGUGGACGAGGUGGUUUCCGAGUGACCCGUGACCGUGAGAUCUUGGGUAAAACCAUUAAGAUUAGUGGAGGACCUUAUAAGGGCGCCGUGGGAAUUGUGAAGGAUGCCACCGAGAGCACGGCUCGUGUGGAACUGCAUACCUCAUGCCAGACGAUUUCGGUGGACCGGAAUCACAUUGCCAUUGUGGGAGUCACCGGAAAAGAGGGCAGUGUCUCCACAUAUGGACGCACCCCAGCUCGCACUCCCGGAUACGGUGCCCAGACUCCCAGUUAUACCGCUGCCGGAUCGAAAACUCCGUUGGUGGGAAGCCAGACGCCCAACUGGGAUACGGAUACUCGUACUCCUUAUGGCACAAUGACACCAUCGCACGAUGGCAGCAUGACACCACGACAUGGCGCUUGGGAUCCCACGGCAAACACAACGCCGGCCAGGAACAACGAUUUCGAUUACUCCCUUGAAGAGCCCAGUCCCAGCCCUGGAUACAAUCCAAGUACUCCUGGCUAUCAGAUGACUUCCCAGUUUGCCCCGCAAACUCCUGGCACUCUGUAUGGAUCGGACAGAAGCUACAGUCCAUUCAAUCCCAGCCCCAGUCCUGCUCCGUCGCCGUAUCCCGUUGGCUACAUGAACACUCCGUCGCCAUCGACUUAUUCACCGAAUACUCCGGGUGGCAUACCGCAGUCGCCGUACAAUCCCCAGACACCUGGAGCCAGUCUGGACUCCUCGAUGGGCGACUGGUGUACCACAGACAUUGAAGUUCGCAUUCACACGCACGACGACACCGAUCUCGUUGGGCAAACGGGCAUCAUCCGCACCGUUUCGAACGGUGUGUGCUCCGUAUUCCUGCGCCAGGAGGAUCGCAGUGUGUCCAUCGUCAGCGAGCACUUGGCGCCAGUGCUACCAAGCAAUGGCGACGAAUUCAAGAUCAUCUACGGCGAUGACCGCGAGUCCGUGGGCAGAGUGCUGUCCAAGGAUGGCGAUGUGUUCGUCUGCAGGAUUAACGAGGAUAUCAAGUUGCUACCGAUUAACUUCCUCUGCAAGAUGAAGUCCAUCGACUAAGCUCUACACACGGAUUGACGGAAUUCUUCUAUGAAAUACACAUUAUUGCUAAAAUUAAUAAUUCAAAUAAACAAUUAUUGACGUUUA
Molecule: messenger RNA, 3484 nt
Organism: Drosophila simulans
Lineage: Eukaryota; Metazoa; Arthropoda; Insecta; Diptera; Drosophilidae
Gene: Spt5
Product: transcription elongation factor SPT5
Exons: 12
Coding region: 161-3397 (1078 amino acids)
Biological process (GO): regulation of DNA-templated transcription elongation; transcription elongation-coupled chromatin remodeling; transcription elongation by RNA polymerase II
Cellular component (GO): DSIF complex
Molecular function (GO): protein binding; mRNA binding
Source: RefSeq, a predicted model, not a curated record